AUGAAGAAGCCUGUGAAGAAGCAGAAGAAGAAGGUCAAGCGACAAACAGUCUCAAUCCACACCUGGACAGCAGCGCUUGCAGCGGUAAACGACGGAAUGUCACUGAGCUUAGCGGCAAAGACAUACGGUGUAUCGCGCGAACCACUUCGCCAGCGCCAUCUAGGCCUAGUGCCAAUUGUGGCGCGUCCUGGACCUCAACUUGUUUACAUUUCGGAGGGUGGUGACAGAGGGCUGGUAGAAGUUAUCGUUUAUCGAGCGCUUCAUGCUGUGAAGUAUGGCCAAGAACAUGACGUGCAUAUUAUUGUGCUGCCUGCACAUACCUCGAACUUCCUCCAACCUCUAGACGUGUCUGUGUUUGGCUCGUUCAAGCGUCGAUACCAGUCAGCUUUAAAGCGAUUCCCAUCAACACACAACUACAUGCUGCCAACCAAAGACAAAAUUGCUGAAAUUUCCCGCGAUCCGUUGAUGUUGGCGUGCCGACCUGAAAAUGCAAAACGAGGGUUUGAGAAGGCAGACGAAAACUAUUCUGGCGGCGACUUGUUGAGCUAUGAGGAGAUGAAAGCUGCUGUUCAAGCUAAAGAGGACGCCAAAGCGCUGAAAGAGGCCAACAAAAAGUCUACUGCACUCGAAAAGAGAGAGCAAGCGGCAAUGAACCUGCACGACAAAAAACAAUAUCAGACCGCAAGAACACAGCUGGUACUGCAACGGGAGGAAAAACGCCACGCGAAGGCGCAAUAA
Phytophthora infestans T30-4 is the source of this 738-nucleotide messenger RNA. RefSeq lists its product as uncharacterized. The transcript has 3 exons. Bases 1 to 738 code for a protein of 245 amino acids. Lineage: Eukaryota; Oomycota; Peronosporomycetes; Peronosporales; Peronosporaceae. The record is from RefSeq and is a predicted model, not a curated record. Gene Ontology annotation, molecular function: DNA binding.